This is a messenger RNA of Astyanax mexicanus (Mexican tetra), 2607 nucleotides long. RefSeq names its product family with sequence similarity 76 member B (gene fam76b). Bases 200 to 1288 code for a protein of 362 amino acids. The record is from RefSeq and is a predicted model, not a curated record. NCBI's taxonomy places the organism in Eukaryota, Metazoa, Chordata, Actinopteri, Characiformes, Acestrorhamphidae. The transcript has 9 exons.
UUCCUUUGUGGCCUGGGUCAGUUCCGGUUCGGAUCGUAGAGCCGGAGCGGAUCAUACACUAACCUGCUGAGAGCCGAGUGUGUCCGCGGAGUGUGUUUAACUCAGUGUGUGUCUGAGAGAAAGAGUGUGUGUGAGCGGCUGUGUGUGUUAGUUGUCGGCGCGGUGUGUGUUUUACUGUGUUUAUCGCUGUGUGUCCGCCAUGGCCACCCCCGCUCUGUACGCGUGCACCAAAUGUAACCAGCGGUUCCCUUUCGAGGAGCUCUCCCAGGGACAACAACUCUGUAAGGAGUGCCGUAUUGCGCAUCCCAUUGUAAAAUGCACCUACUGCAGGACCGAGUUUCAGCAGGAGAGCAAAACCAACACCAUUUGCAAGAAAUGCGCACAAAACGUCAAACAGUUUGGAACGCCGAAGCCGUGUCAGUACUGUAACAUCAUUGCUGCUUUUAUCGGGACAAAGUGCCAGCGCUGUACAAACUCCGAGAAGAAAUAUGGCCCACCCCAGACCUGCGAACAGUGCAAACAGCAGUGUGCCUUCGACAGGAAAGAGGAGGGGCGUAGAAAGGUGGAUGGUAAGCUGCUGUGUUGGCUCUGCACUCUGUCGUAUCGGCGUGUUCUUCAAAAAACUAAAGAACAAAGGAAAGGCCUUGGCUCCUCCCACUCCAACACAUCAUCGCUUAGUGACAAAGAGCAUCGACAUCAUCAUCGACACAGCAGCUCUCACCACAAGCUAAGUGGCAGUCUGAGUCCAGAGCAGGAGCAGCGCCUGUGGGAUCAGAGCCAUAAAUCCUCCUCAAUCCAGAAGGAAACUCCAAAGAAGAAACCCAAACUAGAGCUCAAACCAUCCAACGGAGACAGGUACGCACACCUGAGAGAGCGAGAGACGGAGUACUCAGAUAUGAGCUCUUUAAGCAAAGUGACGCCUUUCUCUCUGUCUCUCUCUCGCUCUCUCUCGGUCUGCAGUAGUUCUGUCGCUCAAUCGAUGGACUCUGGAGGAACCGAUAAUUUUAUCCUCAUCAGUCAGCUGAAAGAGGAAGUGAUGUCACUGAAGCGUAUGCUGCAGCAGAGGGACCAGACCAUUCUUGAGAAAGACAGGAAGUUGACUGAGCUGAAGGCUGAUUUUCAGUAUCAGGAGUCCAACAUGCGUGUGAAGAUGAACAACAUGGAGAAGGCACACAAAGAGGCCAUGGAGCAACAGCAGUCUAAGAACAGAGAGCUGCUGAAGCAGGUCGCUGCUCUCUCUAAAGGCAAAAAACUUGACCGUAGUAGCAGCUCCCUGCUGCUACCAUAGCAAACCCCUUAUCCCCCCACGUGUGUCAUCACUGUGAGGAAGCGAAGGCCACCCUCCCCUCCGGCUGUUUUUUUUCCUCUCUGUAUUAUUAUUAUUUUUGAACACUUUGUUGUUUCAUCUUUUCAUCUGCUUUCUUCAAUCUGUUUUCGUCUUUUACUUUAAAUCUGUGUUUUGGGUGUUUUCACACCUAUAGUUAAUUUGCUCUGGUCCGAAAGAGUUAAAGAGUUAACUUGGAGCGUCUUGGUUUUGGUCCUGUGUUUCAGACUAGUUUGUAUUUUAGUGCGGUCAGCUCAUCGGAGUGUACUGAUUACUCUUCACACCUGUCGAAACAAUCUGCACCAAGACUGCCAACGAACCGGAGUCCAUUUUAACCGGACCAAAUAGUGCUGGUGUGAGAACACUUAUUUUUGUUUUAAUUUUUUUUCUCCUCCUUAUCUUUUACCCUUUCUUGAUCUUUAUAGUCUCUUUUUAAAGAAAGCUCUCUAUUUAUUCAAUUUUUACUUAAGCUUUCUUUUACUCUCCUUUAUUUUUCCCCUUUUUCAUCUUCAUCUUAUGAUGUCAUUUAUGCAGCCGCUGCUUUAGUUUUGUGUCUAUUGUUUCAAUGUUAUUUUAAACUGACUUUUGACCUUUUGGACUCCAUGAUGGACGCGGUCAGGCCAGAAUUUGGCCCUAAAGCUCAUAUGCAAAAUGUAAGCAGAAUGCUUGAGGAACGUUUGGGGAAUGUUUUCUGGACGCUGCAGGAGACGUUCCGAAAUGAACAUCGGAAACAUUGGCGGGAUUUUAUAAACAACGAUUUUAUAGUUUUAUCUUCAGCACAAACACAAACAUCUCUUUCUUUUUUUUUUUCCCCUUCUCUCUCUUUCUAGAUCUCUCUUUCUAUAUCUCCAUCUGUCUCUUUCUCUCUCUGGUGGAUGAUUGUGUUACUGCAUGUUUCACUGCUGUGUUGAUGAGUGUGUAUUUUGUAUUUUUUAACUGAUGAUUAUAAUCAUGAUUAUUAUUCUGUUGUGUUUGACUUUCUGUUAAACGCGUGCGUGCGUGAGAGCGAGCAAGUGUGCUAGUGAGAGAAUCUGUCAUACACUCCACAUUAUAGAAAUCUUUUUCUUUCUCUUCUAUUCCCCUUUCUCUCUCUUUCUUUCUACCCUUCUCCUCCUCUUUCUCUCUCCUCUAUUUCUCUUUCUCUCCUCCCUCUCCUUUUCUUUCUAUCCACCCAUCUAUCUAUUAUGAAAUUCUUUGUACUGUGAUCACACUUUUGUACAUUUAUUUUUCCCCCCCCCAAGAGGACAGACGUUUCAGGAAUAAUAAAUUUAGUAAAACCCUGA